Fonsecaea multimorphosa CBS 102226 is the source of this 1554-nucleotide messenger RNA. RefSeq lists its product as uncharacterized. Bases 1 to 1554 code for a protein of 517 amino acids. The transcript is spliced from 3 exons. The record is from RefSeq and is a predicted model, not a curated record. Lineage: Eukaryota; Fungi; Ascomycota; Eurotiomycetes; Chaetothyriales; Herpotrichiellaceae. Gene Ontology annotation, molecular function: hydrolase activity, acting on carbon-nitrogen (but not peptide) bonds. Gene Ontology annotation, cellular component: cytoplasm.
AUGGGUAGCUACGCGCCCACUGCCCUGGAAUGCGACCUCUUGGUCACGAAUGGUGUCAUCGUCUCUUCGAGUGACUUGAUCUAUCCGCCGGCAUCUGAUAUCGCCGUGAAGAAUGGAAAGAUUGUAUGCAUUGGCGCUCUUCAGGGACUCUUCUCGGCCAGGCGAGUCAUCGACGCCGAUGGGGCAUACGUGACGCCUGGGGGUGUCGAUACCCAUGUCCACCUAGACCAGCACAUCAAUGGCGCCUUAGGCGACAACUUCGAAAACGGGACGAGGAGCGCUGUUGCUGGUGGUACCACUACUGUGGUGGCGUUCGCGUUCCAGAAGAAGACUGAUGAAAGUGUUCUGCCUGUAGUGGAAGCGUAUCACAAGAAGGCAGAAGGGCUCUCCUACUGCGACUAUAGUUUCCACAUGAUUCUCACAAACCCGACCAAAUCCAUUGUCGAGGAGGAGCUUCCAACUCUCGUGGAACAGGGCAUCACUUCUGUCAAGCUGUACAUGACUUAUGACCCCCUGAAGCUCCGGGACCGUCAAAUUCUCGACAUCAUGCUGGCCACUCGAGCUUUGGGGAUGACGACCAUGAUGCAUGCUGAGAACGCGGAUAUGAUUGAGAUGAUCAUCGAGCAGCUCUACGAACAGAAGAAGGGCGAUCCGUACUACCACGCCGUCUCGCGGCCCAAAGUCGCCGAAGACGAAGCGACGUACCGUGCCAUCUCGCUCGCCCGGCUAAUGGACACACCCAUCCUCCUGGUGCACAUUUCUUCCGCGAUCGCCGCGCGACACAUCCGCGAGGCGCAGACCAAGCUCUUGCCGAUCCACGCGGAGACGUGUCCGCAGUAUUUGUACUUACUCAAGGACCGUCUUCGAGGCGAAGACUUUGAAGGCGCGAAAUACGUGUGCAGUCCGCCGUUGCGGGACAGCGACGACGAUCUCAACGCGUUGUGGGAGGGGAUCGCCAACGGGACUUUCACGACAGUCUCCUCGGACCAUUGCCCGUUCUCGUUCCAACACCCGCGGGGGAAGCAAAUGGGGCUCAAGGAUGGAGUUUCUAGGUUCACGGACAUCCCCAAUGGUCUUCCUGGCGUGGAGACGCGCUGCCCGCUUAUCUUCAAGGGCGUGCAAGACGGCCGGAUCAGUAUUCAAAAGUACGUCGAAGUCACAUCCACCAACCCUGCGCGACUCUACGGCCUGAGCACCAAGGGCACCUUGGCUGCCGGAUACGACGCCGACAUCACCAUUUGGUACAACGAUAGCAAACCGGGCUCGUCCUUCCAGCCGUUUGACCUGAAAAACGAGAUGCUGCAUCACACGUGCGACUACACGCCAUUCGAGGGCGUGCGGUUUGGGAAUUGGCCGAGAUACACGAUUCUGCGAGGCGAGGUGGUCUGGGCCAGAAACGAGGGUGGCGUGGUCGGCGAGAAGAGCCUGGGCAGAUUUGUCAAGCGGGUCGAGAACAGUCUCAGGCAGCCCAGAGGUAAAUUCGAGAAUGAGUGGAUUCCGCAGUACAAGGGAAGGAUUCCACAGGGCCGGGUUCAAACUCAAAAGGGUGCUUGA